This is a messenger RNA of Mycena citricolor, 665 nucleotides long. The record is from the annotation of a GenBank genome assembly. Lineage: Eukaryota; Fungi; Basidiomycota; Agaricomycetes; Agaricales; Mycenaceae.
GACUUCCCGUGCCCUGUAGUGGAUCUUGUGACCUCUGAUAACAGAACCGGCAUUGAAGGUUGAUAUCGAUUAGAUCCCGUGGUAAAAAGCUAAUGACGUCACGCGCUUAAUUAAUGGUUCGCGCUGCCGGCAAGUUAUCCAUGGAACGCCGAGUUGCUCCCCAGCCGGGCUCAUCGACUGUUGCUGCUGCGUCCACCAUUGAAGCUUCAGGACUGUACAAAUCGUCCUGAUUGACCUUCCCUUCAAACGCAGACAUUCGCUACCCAUCCGCGACAGAGCAGCUAUCGCGUCCUCUUAGUCACUCUCGCACUCUUCUCCUGCAUUGCAUUCACCGCAAGACAUCAUGGAACAGCCAUCGAGAGUGGGUUUGAUUUUGUAUCAGGCUCCGCCAUCAAGUGUCCAAUCAAAGUCAGCCACACUGUCGAAGAGGUCCCCGCAUUCGGUGAUACAGGCACCCCGCCGCCGCCACGGGACGAUGUGGUCAGACUCGUCAUCCUCAUGACAUACUGCGAAUGCGACAACGCUGCCCGACAUGUAAUGACCGCUCUGGGAAGCGAAGAGGUCGCACGCCGUGAAGUUGGCGGCGGCAACUGGUGGCGGGCCCGGUUUGUCCCUGGGUGUAUCCCGACCAACUCCAGCAUCCCGUUUGUCUCGACGCGUGUGCU